AGGCGGAUGCGAAGAUCACAUGCAGUCGCGUCUACGCAUUUGCACUCUUUUUAUCGGUCAAACGAGGAAAAACCCUCCUUCUCUCCCUCUCCGCCGUCCGCCGCCGCAACACCGACCGCCGCCAUGCCUCGCCGCUCCGGAGGAAGAUCUGCUCCCCGUGCCGCCCCUCGUCCUGCACCUGCGCGCAGUCCUCCUCCUGCACCAGUUAACCAUGCUCCUCCUCCAGCCCCUGCUCAAGGUGGCGGCGGUUCUAUGCUAGGUGGCAUUGGUUCGACCAUAGCUCAAGGUAUGGCUUUUGGUACUGGAAGUGCGGUGGCUCACAGGGCUGUAGAUGCUGUGCUUGGUCCGCGCACUAUUCAGCACGAGACAGUGGCAGCUGCUGCCCCUGAAGCCACUACAAACAGCAUUGGUGGUGCUGAUGCAUGCAGCAUCCACUCCAAGGCCUUCCAAGAUUGCGUUAACAACUUUGGGAGUGACAUCAGCAAGUGCCAGUUCUACAUGGAUAUGUUGGCAGAGUGCAGGAAGAACAACGGUUCUAUGCUGGGAGCCUAACUCAUAUCAUCGUCUCUGUCAUCCAUUACCAUGAUUAGGAAAAAUUCGUUUGAAUAUUUCUAUGUUGUCACUGAGUCUGAGAUUGAACUGGUGAUGGGGAAGCAGUAUUCUGUCUUUGGUUAUCGUUUACAUUGAAUAAUCCCGAGUCAAACCUAUCGAGGUCGGAACUUUUUAAAGUAUCAUAGCCUUGUCAAACCGUCAUUGGAACGGCUUAUGAUUGGGAUAGUAAUGUCUUGGGAUGCUUUUGCUGUGGAAGAAUUUACAAUCUGAUGACCUUCUAUUGCAUAA
This is a messenger RNA of Syzygium oleosum, 840 nucleotides long. RefSeq lists its product as uncharacterized. Gene Ontology annotation, cellular component: mitochondrion; nucleus. Gene Ontology annotation, biological process: mitochondrion organization. The coding region runs from base 7 to 552 and encodes 181 amino acids. The record is from RefSeq and is a predicted model, not a curated record. NCBI's taxonomy places the organism in Eukaryota, Viridiplantae, Streptophyta, Magnoliopsida, Myrtales, Myrtaceae. The transcript is spliced from 5 exons.